CGGAGUAGCUGUUACCAUGGUGAUCGGCUAGACCAGCAGCACGCGCCGACAUUCUCUGAACAUUCUCGAACUGCGCAGCAGGAUGUCCUCACUUCCUGCGAAGCCCGGCCUUCGCCUCGGUGUGCCAGAGUGGAGCAGCAACAACCAGCUGCUCUCUGCCACGGCUCAGCACGAGCGUGUGAUCUCAAACCUGAUCCGACAGGAAGGGAGGUCGCUACGCAACGACACCAGCUGCCAGACGAGCUGGGACGAGAGGGACACAUCCCACAGGUUGAGUGACCGCAUUUGGGGUGUCGCUCGAUGGAGGGAAGCUUUGGAAGCCUGUGCACAGAAAGUGGAUGAAGAGAUGGACGCUCUGACUUUGUGUAAAGAGCAGAGCGAACAGGCCUUGGCUGCCACUGCCACUCCUCUAGAGGUCAGCACCGAGUGUCUGAGGCUGAGGGAGGGAAGACGAGGGUGCGAGCUGGUCGUGGACCCGGUGGACGAGCAGCUGAAGAAAGAGGUGGAGCUGAUUGGUCGAGUGCAGCAGGUUCUUCAGCAGCACAUCGACAAGGCCUUUGAACAACUGUGCGUUUUGCAGGAGGCUCGGCAUCAGCUGACCUCUGACCUCCAGAACAAGACGGACGCUCUGGACAUUGAUAUGUCCUGUUUGUCACUGACGACAAAGUCGCCUCAGAUUUCUCUGAAGAUCAACCCAACUCGCAUUCCGUCUGGUUCCUCCACCCCCCAGGAGUGGCACCAGUUUAGCCAGUAUAACGUGGCUCGUGCUCAGGAGGCCAUGGACGUGUCCCAGCAACUGAGGGAGGACAUGAGUCUGACCAGAGCUCAGUUGCAGAACGAGUUGGAGGCUCAGUGGAGAGCCACUGAGUUCGCACUUCGAAAGCGCAACCACCACAAGGAGCAGGCCCGAGAAGAGCUGGAGUGGCAAAUUAAAAAAACUGAAGAUGAAAUGGCAGAGAUGGAAAACGACAUCCAGGGUCUGGAUGCGGAUCUGCAGGCAAAGUCGGCCUCCCUGAAACUGGCUCACACCAGACUGGAGAACAGGACCAACAGACCCGGCAUGGACCUGUGCAGAGAUGAGGUUCAACACGGCCUUGUUAACGAGGUCCAUCAGCUGGAGGCGACAAUUCUGGCUCUGAAACAAAAGCUGUCUGAAGCUCAACACUCCCUGCAGAAAAUGAAGCUCCAUCAUUACCAUAUGCUGCAAGAUCUUUCCACAAAAAAGGAAGCUUUAAACCUGGAACAACGAAGCAUGAACACACGCAACCACCUCACGUCCGGCACCGGCACCGGCACCGGCAAAACCCCGGUGCUGCUGGUGCCACUCGCCAACUCCAGUGGGAGGAGCAACCUGCAGUUGCUAGCUGAGUAACAAAGGUGUUGUUACUCAAGGGGAAGGAUUGAAAUGAAACCAAUGUCGUAUGUUGAUGAUUAAUUGAUUUUACUUCAAGACUCGAGGCUCUUGCAGGUUUCCAGAUACUCCAGCUGUUAGCUAAUGUUAGCUUUAGCCCAUUUGCUUACCUGGCCUGGAGAAAAUGACCCACACCUAUCUUCAAAUUAUUCUCCACUUUCAGUCACCAGGGGAUUAAAUAUGUAAAACUGCAGCCAGUUUUGGCAUUUACAUUGCAGUCUGACUUCAAAAUAUUGGACAGGUUUGCUAGAUAUAGCAACAAGGAGCUUGGUUAGCUUAGCUUAGCUUAGCUUACUUGCUUACCUCUCCAGAGGAAAAUGAUCUGCAUCCAUCUUCAAAUUCUUCUUUGUUUCACUGUUUCAGAGUUUCAGAGCGAUGGCAACAAGCUGGGUUAGCUAAUGUCAGCUUUAGCUUAUUAUUUUAUUAUUUGUUCUAAAGGAAAAUUAUCCACAUCAGCAUCUAUCAAAUUCAUCUUCACGACAAUUUGUCAGAAGCUUGAGAUGGAUAUUGUUAUCCAAAUUCAAACUGCACUAACCUUAGCUAACACUAUGUAGCUGUAGCUUACACAAGCUAACUUGUGUGAAAAAAAACCCAAUGAGCUUUAGGUCCAAUUAGGUUAAAAAAAACUAAACCUGUUUCUGAAAUGAUGAAUAUUCUUCUGUUUUAUUGUGGUUUUAACUAAGUUUUAAAAUCUUUACUUUCACUCAUCAGAGGAUAUAAUAUGUUAAACUGAGGCCAUUUGCUUUUCAGAUGAAUGCUGUUAUCCAAAUUCUAAUUUUUUUAAAGGGUUGCCAGACAUAGCAACAGGGAGCUUGUUUAGCUAACAUAAGCUAACAAGAGACUGUUACCCACACCUGUUUCUGAAAUGAUGAACAUUUGUGUGUCUGUCGUCAAAUUAUUCUACAUUUUAUUGUGGUUUGUUUCAAAAAAGACGGAAACACUGAGCUGGGUUAGCUCCCAUUAGCUUUAGCUCAGCUGCUAACUGUCCAGGGGUUUGUUUGUUUGUGUUUGUUUAACUUAAAUAACACAGAGUGUGAGCAAAGUCAAACAUUUACUCAUGUAGAUGAUGAUAUUUCUGGCGUCUGAAUAUAUUUGUGCAUUUGACAUCAUCUUUGUUAGAAUCUGUGUGACUUUUAUCAACCAUUAGCUUUAAUGGUUUAGUUUGGCCUCACCUUUGUUUGAUCAAGCGAUGCUGCUGAGAGCACCAAGACGGUGGGAAUUUUUUAAAAGAAAAAUACAGUAAACAGACACUAAAGUGGGUCCAAUAAACUCUGGUAACUGUCACCUGCCUCAGUAGUAAUGACUUCAAAUGGACGUGUUUGUGUCCGUCACUGCUUUUUAUGAGGAUUUAGAGCCUGAGGGGUUUUUAUGUAGACAGUGAGCUCAUGUCUGUUCAGGAAAAUCACCACUUAUUGCCUCAAUUAUACAGAAUAAAUGUGUAAUAAACUAAAUGUAUGUAUACUACAUGUCAUUUAUAUCUUUAUUGUCAUGUUAGCUUUACUGCUUUAUCAUCAAAAACUAAAUACACCUGUUUUUUUUGUUUUGUUUCUUGGUGUUGUCGUGUAAAACAUGCAAAUUUAAUUUAUUUUAUUUGACUUGUGUUGAAUUUAAAAUUGUGUGUCAGAUAUUUGAUUUAAAUGUAUUUAUUUAUUUAACUACUACUACUAUUCUUUGAUGACCAGAACAAUCAACAAAAGGUUGAGUUAAUUUCCAACUAAGUUAUCAAGUUACAUGAAAAUAACCUUCAAAAUUUUCUUUCAUUGAACUGAGUUUGUCAUUUUCUUUCAUCCGUGUAAAGAUUAUCAUUGUUUUAUCGCCAGAUAACCAAGUUAUCUCAUUGUAACAAGAAAACAAGCUUUUAUCUUGCAAUAACGCAUCAUUUAUCUCUUUCUCCCAAAAUAACGCAUUAUUUUAUCUUGUAUCACGAGAACACUAACCUUUGUUAUCCUGAAAUAAAGCAGUAAUUUAUCUCAUUGCAACA
Molecule: messenger RNA, 3392 nt
Organism: Solea solea (common sole)
Lineage: Eukaryota; Metazoa; Chordata; Actinopteri; Pleuronectiformes; Soleidae
Gene: tekt2
Product: tektin 2 (testicular)
Exons: 10
Coding region: 83-1372 (429 amino acids)
Biological process (GO): cilium movement involved in cell motility; cilium assembly
Cellular component (GO): nucleus; microtubule cytoskeleton
Source: RefSeq, a predicted model, not a curated record